CAUUCCGGGUAGAAACAUCGCUAAUGAACACAACAGUCCGCUUCUCCUCCGUUCAGUAAUAAACGCUGUAAUUCGCAGGGUGAAUCAGUGGUCUUUUACUUUAUGUUAAAAGAUUUGUUUAACAAACUGGCGAGUCAAAUGAGAAACCCGGUCCUUUCGGCACAUGUAGAUGCCCAUUACGAUCUAUCCCGCGGUCUGAAGUAAUUUACUUUCAGUUUUCCUACAGGGAAGUUAGCGAUAAAAUUAAGCUCGAUGUGUGAUGAUGGAGGCCAGAGGUGAUGAUGAGUUUGCAGAUCGGCCAAAUACUCAGUCAUCCAGCGCUAAAACAUGCCCAUCGGAGAAGAAUAAUGAGCGGUCCAAUGAUAACACAGAUGUGGAUGAAGAUGGUCUGUUCACACAUUCAACCACUCUGACCAACAAGCAACGUGGGAAUGAAGUUACAGUACGUCCUGCUACUUUAGAUUCUCUGUCCAUUCACCAGCUGGCAGCUCAGGGUGAUGUUUCACAAGUUGCUGCACAUCUGAGUAAAGACAAUUCACUGCUCAGCAAACAGGACGAACGGGGCUUCACUCCUCUCAUGUGGGCAGCGGCCUUUGGAGAGAAGGCGGUGGUGGAUUUUCUCUUGGAGAAGGGUGCAGACCCCAAAACUAUUGCGAGGGAGAGAGAGAGUGCCCUAACGCUAGCCAGUUCUGGAGGCUACGUGGACAUCGUUGAGUCCCUUCUCAGGCACGGAGUAGACAUUAACACUUAUGACUGGAAUGGUGGAACUCCUCUUCUUUAUGCUGUACGGGGAAAUCAUAUCAAAUGUGUAGAGGCACUAUUAGCGAAAGGAGCAGACAUGACCAUCGAGUCUGACUCAGGAUACAGUCCAAUGGCCUUAGCAGUUGCUCUUGGUCACAAAAAAAUCCAGAAAGUGUUGGAGGACCAUAUCCUGAAACUCUACAAAUCACCAACAUGACACUAGAGCAACUAAUAAGUAGAAGAAGAGGACAACCUGACAUGUUUGAUAGUAGACCUACAUCAGGCGUCAUCAGUGAUGAGAUGACUAAGAGCUCUGCUGCAGUUACAAGUCACUGUAAUAGGUCAAUACAUAUGCACAGACACUAACACUGAGUAAACUGCAUUUAUUUCAUUUGUAUGCAUUAGUUUGUAUGCAUAUCAAUGUACAAAAACAAAUGUGGUACAGACAUGCUCUAAAAUACGGGAGUUGUGAGUAAAAUUUGUCAUACAAGGUUUUUAUAUGGAUAUUUCAAUGGAAUGGCGCUUUAUCUUCAAGGCACAAGGAAUAUAUUGAGAGUGUGUGGAGUAUUGUUUCAAGUGCUCUUAUGAUCCCAAGAAAUUUAUUAAACCUACAAUUAAACCCAA
Sphaeramia orbicularis (orbiculate cardinalfish) is the source of this 1365-nucleotide messenger RNA. It is a transcript of the gene rfxank, whose product is annotated as regulatory factor X-associated ankyrin-containing protein. The record is from RefSeq and is a predicted model, not a curated record. NCBI's taxonomy places the organism in Eukaryota, Metazoa, Chordata, Actinopteri, Kurtiformes, Apogonidae. Gene Ontology annotation, molecular function: protein binding. Gene Ontology annotation, cellular component: nucleus. The transcript has 9 exons. Gene Ontology annotation, biological process: positive regulation of transcription by RNA polymerase II. Bases 260 to 958 code for a protein of 232 amino acids.